AUGAGCACGAAGAGUGACGUGGGCGGCAUGGAGGGCACUUCGUGGAUGCUGAGCUCUGCCAAGGCUCAAAAUGGCGUACAGCAGCUGCAAUCAGACGACUUGGAUACCCUCUGGCAGUGCGUAUGGCUAGCUGACCGCAGGAGCGACGGAUCGCAACCGCACUCGGUAUACAUCCACUUUCCGAGGCGCACUGCCGUUACACACAUCUCCAUCUAUUUAGACUGUCUUCGUGACGACUCGUACACGCCAACGAAGAUUCUGGUGCGUGCAGGCACGCAUCCCUACGAUCUUGUGGAUGUGCGGUAUCGCGAAUUUGUGGAACCACAGGGAUGGUAUCACUUUAUGUUGUCUGGCACGAGUGACAUGGAGCCAGAGGAGGCACAGGCCGCGCGCGCCUCCAGCGCCUCGAUGCCUCUGCGUGCGAUUGAGCUGUUCGUGCUCCAGGUGAAUAUUCUCGGAAACCACCUAAACGGCAAGGACUCACACAUUCGGUGCAUGAAGGUGUUUGGCCCAACACCUCCGGGGAUUGCACGCCCCCCCGCGCAGCCCGAGGUCCAGCGCAUCAUGACGGAGCGGCUCCUUGAGCAGGGCAAAAACACGCAUGCCUUCCACCGACAGGUGGAGCGCGUCGGCUACGAAAGAGCCGUUGCGCAACUGGAGCGCAUCCUCCAGCAACACCCUCAUGCUGCCUUCGCGCAAGCGGCCCCCACGCGCGCGCACACCGCUCAGCGGUCGCUCCUUCAUUUGUCCCAUACGCUCCGGUAG
Molecule: messenger RNA, 765 nt
Organism: Malassezia sympodialis ATCC 42132
Lineage: Eukaryota; Fungi; Basidiomycota; Malasseziomycetes; Malasseziales; Malasseziaceae
Gene: DOC1
Exons: 2
Coding region: 1-765 (254 amino acids)
Biological process (GO): anaphase-promoting complex-dependent catabolic process; protein K11-linked ubiquitination
Cellular component (GO): anaphase-promoting complex
Source: RefSeq, a predicted model, not a curated record